AUGGAGGAUCACCUCGGUGCAAAGCAAAGGCCCUUUGGGCUAACACAACAAUUCCUGUUGCCAGUUGUAGUUGAUGGACAGGGAAGAGCAGCGGCUGUGAGCAGACACUGCAUAGUGGAAGCAUCGGGAACAAGAAGGACCGCAAGCCGUGUUUUACUUCUGUCGCGCCUUUUCUUACUUCUGCUUCCGCUGGCACGCACACACUGCUCUCCAUUGCUGCAUCAACGGGGCGACGUUGUGGCCCUAAGGAAGCCGUACCCUUGCAGAGGUUUGCAAAGCCUUGGAUGGCUGAAAAGGGAUCUUUUUCCAGGCGCGAGUAAAGCAACUUUUCUAAGCCCGUUGACGGCUAGCAUGCCCCCAGAAGUAGGUACUGCUACAACGCCGGCAGCAUCGACAAGCGUUUGCCGACUGCCGGCAUUAUCGGCGGGAGGUGGCAUGCGUGCAUCUGCUUUGCUGUCUGAUGAGGCAGAUGAAACAAGAGCCUUUAACCACACUACUGGUGCAUCGCCACGGCGCUGCCAUCGAAUAUGUCUUCUGGGUCGGCCUAACGUGGGGAAAAGCGCCCUGUUUAAUCGCAUUUGUUUUGGGGACCUUACAGGAGGCUUUCGGGGGGGUGCCCUAGUAAGCUCAGCCGCUGGCACGACCCGAGAUUGUCUGUUGUCUUUGAUUGAGUGGAGAGGAACGGAAUUUGAGGUGGCAGAUACGGGAGGAAUUGUGAUGGAAGAUGCAUCAUUGGGGCCGUUUGCUGCCGAGCUCAGGGAUCAAGUCUCCUUCGCCAUACAGCAAGCGACCUGCGUAAUUCUAGUGGUGGACGGAAGGGCCGGAGUGCAGGAAGACGAUGAGUAUUUGGCGGAAUUGUCAAGACACCUGAAGGCGCCCGUUGUCCUCUGUGUAAACAAAUGCGAGAACCCCAAGACCGCUGUAGCCGAGGCGCAGGCCUUCUGGAGACUUGGCCUGGGGGUGCCAAUGCCAUGCAGCGCAGCAACUGGCUCCGGUGUGAGUGAGCUUCUAGACAGGUGCGUGGAGGCGGUGAAAUGCCAUGAGAACGCUCCCAGCCGCACAUCUCUUCGCCCAAGUGAAGGCAGCCUCCAGGAUGGCUUGAGAGACCAUGUACGAGUCGCCCUUAUCGGGAGGCCUAAUGCGGGCAAGUCCCGUCUGCUAAAUCGCCUCGUCAAUUAUCAGCGCAGUAUUGUGAGCCCUAUCCCUGGCACCACUCGCGACGCGGUUGACGAAUUUGUCUCUCGUGGGAACCGACUUUACUGCGUGGUAGACACUGCCGGUAUCCGGCGGGCGAGCGGGAUCCGGAAAACUGUGAAUAUUGAUGCACAUAUGGUUGCCCGCGCAAAAACUGCGGCCCAGCGGGCGGAUGUCUGCUUGUUGGUUGUGGACGCUCUGGCGGGGUUGACACACCAAGACGUAAAUCUUGCAAAAAUGUUGGAAGCCUUUGGUCGUGGUGUUGUUGUAGUUCUCAAUAAGUGGGAUGUUGCACUUCAGACAAAUGACUUUAAACACAAUGAGGCUGUCGAAUAUGUGCGCAAGGUGCUCUUCCCCCUCUACUGGUCAGAGGUCUUAUUCGUUUCAGCGGAGACAGGGGAAGGCGUCGCCAAGAUUUGGACGGCCGUUGAUGCUGCAGUGAAUCAGCCGCCUACAAUUGUGGUAUUCUGCAAUAAAUCGGAGUUCUUCAGUGAAGCUUACAAACGGUAUAUUGAUUAUUCUGUGAGAGGCGCGUUUUCUAUGCACUCAACUCCAAUCCGCUCUCUUUUUGCGGAGUGCUGA
Messenger RNA from Eimeria necatrix, 1776 nucleotides. Its product is annotated as GTP-binding protein EngA , putative. The record is from RefSeq and is a predicted model, not a curated record. The transcript has 12 exons. The coding region runs from base 1 to 1776 and encodes 591 amino acids. Lineage: Eukaryota; Apicomplexa; Conoidasida; Eucoccidiorida; Eimeriidae. Gene Ontology annotation, molecular function: GTP binding.